AUGACCUCGACCCCCACCAACGGAUCGACCUCACUCUCGUCCUCGACGGUGCCCAUCACGCCCAGUACGCGAUACUCGGUCGAGAUCGCCCAGAUGCUGUUCGUGCUGGGACGACGAGCGGAUGUGGACCGUGAUUUGGAUGAGGAGGUGUUGGCCUACCUCGAACAGAUCGUGCAGUCCCAAUUGGUGGACAUGGUACGCACACUACGAUCGCCCUUGUUCUGCAUUCAUCGAAUGCUGAUCAGCUCUUUGUAUUUCCCCCCUGGAAUCAGGUGACCGAAGCCCGUUCGCUCGCCGCCCGUCGCGUCGGCUCAACUUCCUCCGGAACAGGUCUAGGAUCCAGUUCGACGCGUCAACUCCAGGUCGACGAUCUCAUGUUCCUCAUUCGUCAUGAUACGACCAAGUUGAACAGGCUCAAGACGUAUUUGGGCUGGAAGGACGUGCGUAAAAAGUUCAAAGAGUCCGAUCAGGAUGAUGAACCGGAAGUCAUGGACGAACCGGUCGCUGUGGCAGGUGAGUAGGCUCAGCGAGAUGAAAACUCUGCCGAUACAUACGCUCAUUAACGAUUGGCGGACAGACCGAUCGACUUCUGAACGAGCGUACCGAGUGCCGAACAAGAGCAUCAAAUUGCCCUGGGAGAUCACGACCAUCUACGGCGAUUGCUUGCCCGAAACUUCCGAAGACGAGGACGCCCAUUUCGAACUCACGCGUGAGAUGAAGAAACAGUUGGAGGUGAGCUUUGUGAUGCAGCUGGUAUCGAGCUUGUCGGAGGAUCUGGAUCGCUAAACGGCAGUGGCUUGUUGCCCCCCCCCCCCCCUCCCUCCGAGCAGGAUGCGGACGAGUUGACCAAAUACAUGACCAAAGACGAGUACAACUUCUACACCGAGUGUCGUCACGCAUCAUUCGUCUACAAAAAAGGUGAAUCGAAUACCUCACAUCCUCCUAGCCCAUUCUUCACUCGCUGACCCCUGCCCCUCCCUUCUUCGAUGCACCAGGCAAGAAAUUCCGUGAAUUCCUCAACCUCGGCAUAGUGAUCGAAUCGACCUUGACCGACGACGUCUUAGACGUUCUCGGUUUCCUAGCAUUCGAAAUUAUUCGAACGAUCUCGGAGGCCGGUUUGGAGUUGAGGAAGAUUGUGACGCUUGCUAAGGCGGAGAAUGCGUUGAGAUUGUUGAGGAGGGAGAAGGAGGAGGAGAGGGGGAGGAGGGAGGAGGAAGGGGAGGGGAAAGGGAAGGUUGAGGGGGAAAAUAAAAGGGGGCUCAAAGGGAAGGGUGCGAAGGAGGAGGGCAUGGUGGUGGAUGGGACGGAAGGGGACGAGGAAGAAUUGAAGAUGGAUCCACCGCCUGUUUCACCUAGUAAAAGACAGCGCAAGAUCGAGGGAUCCACAUCCACACCCAACGCCAAAGAAUCGACUGACACCAAAGAUGCUCCGACGAAAUCGGCCUCGACCUCGUCCCCACCUCGACCAUACAGUAUCCCCACAGGGCUAUUCUCCGCCCCGCCAGAACCCGUUUCAAAAUCCUCCCUGGUCACCACUCCAGGAGGGACUCAUCGUCUAGGAGCCGAACAGAUAGUUCAAGCUCUCGUAGGGGAAGUCACGACGAAGGAGAGACAGGCCUUACAAUGGGGGGAUGUACAUGGUGGGGUUGAGGCGUGGCAGAGGGGGAGGAAUGGGCUCAAGAAGAGUGGGAUGGGCAAUUGGAGAGCAGGGGUGCAGAGGGUGCCUUCGAGGUUUUUCUAG
Microbotryum saponariae is the source of this 1741-nucleotide messenger RNA. The record is from the annotation of a GenBank genome assembly. NCBI's taxonomy places the organism in Eukaryota, Fungi, Basidiomycota, Microbotryomycetes, Microbotryales, Microbotryaceae.